CCACGAUUUGUGACAUGAGAUUUCUAAAGGCACACGUUUGAUUAAUGCAUCGUAUGAUGAUGUGUACACGUAUUCAGCAGGCCCAAUUCGUCCGCAUUAGCUAUAUAUAAAUGUAAGGAAGACACUUCAAUGUGUUAAAAGUAAUUGUAAGUCGGCCCCACUACUAUCAUAACACGACUGGCAAGAUGGCACCUUGUUGACUGAACCGCCUGCUUUCUUUUGGAUUCGAUACAAGUGAUCUAGCCACACUUCGGCCUGUAGCUUGAACUAUUUUGGAAACGUAUAGUUCAGGUUUUGACAACAUUUACCUUGAAUCUCGCCCGGCCGCGGGGAUAUCACUCUAGUAGUCUGAUACACUAUUCCAACAUGGAGUUACAUCAUACCAGCCUGGGUGUUUUAAUUCUGGCGUUUGCAGUACCUUCCUCAUCAGUAUUAUUAAAUGAUAUCUGUGCUAAUAUAAGCGAGUCCCUGAUGACACCAUUUAACAUCGGUUUCCCGGGAUAUCCUAAUACAGCUUCCUUCUCUGCCGGGCAGUCAUGUCAUUGCCACAUGUCCAUUCAAGAAAGAAAAUCCUUCUCUUUUUCCGCGAAGAAUUUUAGUACUUCCACGAAGGAUGUAUUGGCCGUGAAAUGGAAUAGGGGAUUACGGACAAAAGUGGUUUCCGAGGCAGGAAAAAACGCGAACAUCACACUGGAGCACCUGCGAGAUUUGACGCUGAGCUUCACGCCAGCAAAAGCUGGUUCUGGUACAAUGUUGCUCGGAGUUAUUGGUGAUCAGAAAGAACAGAUCAAUUUAAAGUGCCAGGAUACGCCUUUCGACCUGAAAAAUGCCUGCAGUAAUAUCAGCAUGAUCCUUGAAACACCCUUUUCUCUUAACAAUCCUGGAUACCCCGAAUCAUUUUCAUUCUCUGCCGGAGAAUCUUGCCAUUGUCGAAUGUUCACAGUCGAAUCGUACGGCUUCUCAGUAAUCGUAAAGAAGUUUGAGACGGAAAGGCGCGAUGUUUUAGCAUUGAAUUGGUAUGAUUGGAACAACAGCACGGGAAGAAAAAACAUCACAUCUGAGGAAGCCCAAGAUGUCACUGACCUCACAACUAAUUUAAAAGAUCUGACGCUAAGUUUUCGAUCAGUGAAAGGUGGAUCGGGUGAAUUCCUGAUCGAAGUUGAGAGCGAGCGCAUGGAUGUAUGGAAUGAAAGCAAAAUUCAAGUUACCAUGAGACUGGACUGUCAAGACCACCCAUUCCAACUCAAAACAGGGUAUGAGAAAAAACGAUUACACUACAUUUUGUACAAUGCAAUCCCUAUUGGAUUGAUGGCUGUCAUUGGAAUAAUCGUCAUAGCAUCGCUACUUUUCGUACUGUGUUUCGGUAAGGUGGAGAAGACAGGCCCACACUACAAACUGGGAGAGGUGGACCCUACUAUAAAGAUUAGGGAACCUUUAGUCCAAUCGACAUCCGACGUUGGAUAUCAUCAAGGCGAAGGCGCCUCACACGAGAACAAGAGUUACGUGGCCAGUCGAUUGUAGAUUUUUGAAGCCGACAAAAUCCAUUGUAUAAAAUGUCAUUUCUUUGCAAAAAAAGCGAUGGGACUUGUUGAUAUCCGCUUCACGUAAUUAGCUACCAUUAACCCAAAUGCCAAAAUGCUGGUGACAUACACGUAUAAAGCAUAGAAGUGCAGAACCAAUAUGAAUGUGAGAUAAACCAGAAUAUAUCACUGACGAUGGUGCCUUAUGGUCUCUUACUCGUGUUGAUAAAAAAUAGGCUAGUUUAGCUGUUCCUAUUUUAUAUGUACUAGAAACAUCAGUCGAGAUUGUAUGCUCAAUACUCCGAAAUAUUUGCCAUCAUUUAUGCAUCUGUGAAAAAUUGAUACCAAUGUGACGGUCAUCACAUGAAUGGCUUCAGUCACCGAAUCGGACAUCGGUCUUCAUCAAUGCCCUUCCUGUUUAAACACAUUUUUUGGGGUUUUCUGACUUUUUUGUUUAUGAGCUGUGAUACAAUUUAUGUUUAGAAAUAUUGCAAUAGGAUAGGUCCUUUAGUGGAUACGUAAGAUAGCAUACAUGUAGACUGAUGUAGUAUUUCACUGUGGUAGAGAUAUAACGAUAUCAGAGUUUUCAAGUCAACCUGUAUUAAGCCUGCAAUUUAAAAAAUCAAAAUGUGCAUAAUCAGGUUUCUGAACAGAUUGGUACAUCUGCGACGUUGAUGUGUUGGUACAUGAAAUACAGUAUGAUAUAUUUUCGACGAACCAGUAUUUGAAUCGAUUGCAAAAGGAAAAUGUCCGACAUCAUCUAGACUUGCUGAAUUGUUUUGUUGUGUUAACACUUUGAUCAUUGCUAUAUACAGUUUUGAACACUUUACUGCACUACUCUGUACAACAAUAAAAAACUUUUAAUAUCGUC
Messenger RNA from Lineus longissimus, 2391 nucleotides. RefSeq lists its product as uncharacterized. Bases 367 to 1521 code for a protein of 384 amino acids. The transcript is spliced from 5 exons. NCBI's taxonomy places the organism in Eukaryota, Metazoa, Nemertea, Pilidiophora, Heteronemertea, Lineidae. The record is from RefSeq and is a predicted model, not a curated record.